This is a messenger RNA of Anas platyrhynchos (mallard), 1490 nucleotides long. It is a transcript of the gene SPTSSA, whose product is annotated as serine palmitoyltransferase small subunit A. NCBI's taxonomy places the organism in Eukaryota, Metazoa, Chordata, Aves, Anseriformes, Anatidae. Gene Ontology annotation, molecular function: serine C-palmitoyltransferase activity. The record is from RefSeq and is a predicted model, not a curated record. Gene Ontology annotation, biological process: ceramide biosynthetic process. Gene Ontology annotation, cellular component: serine palmitoyltransferase complex.
GCGGGUCCCGGGCAGCCACCGCCCCCCGUCACCGCUCGGCCUGGGCCCGGCGCGGAGCCAGCGGCGGGCGGGGAGAGCGCGGUGCGCGCCAUGGCGCUGGGCUCGGCCUGGAAGCAGAUGUCGUGGCUGUACUACCAGUACCUGCUGGUCACCGCGCUCUACAUGCUGGAGCCCUGGGAGCGCACCGUCUUCAAUUCGAUGCUGGUUUCCAUCGUUGGAAUGGCACUGUACACGGGCUAUGUGUUCAUGCCUCAGCACAUCAUGGCAAUAUUGCACUACUUUGAAAUUGUGCAGUGAUGAAGAACGUACUUUCAAGAAGUAAUCAUGCUCUGAAAUCUGGUCUACAAAGAAGAAUGAAUCUCUUAGUUUUAACGAGACUUCUGCCGAUGUCAAAAAAAAAAAAAAGAAAGACACAAUGAGGAUUCUGCAGACUAGGAAAUGAGCUAUGUAGAGCAGGGGCGUGAGAUGUCCCCUAUGUUGUGUUCAUUCCUUUUGAUUUUACAAGAUUUGCCCUUGUAUAGUAGUUUUGUCUACCUUAACAUUGUGAUUGUACUUUGAUAUCAGUAUUUUCUUAACUUUGUGACAGUUUCAACAUUGCACUGUGAAAGCUUUUCUUAAUUGUAAUUUUGAGUAAAUCUUAAUUGCCUUCUAUUUUUAAUCAGAAAGUCAUCUUAUUAAAUGGGGCUUAAAGCUUUUGCUAUUGUAUGGUAUGCAUUGGCCUGGGUAUUUCUAUCAAUGCGUUUUGUAAGAAAAUACAUCUAGAUUCAUAUUAGAGACAUGGAUAUAUUCGUCUAACACUAUUUACAAAAAAUUAGUUUGUAUGACUGAACUCAGGUGUACUGUUUUCUUGUCCAAACUUUGUUCAACAGUGUGUUUGUGCAUAUCACCUGAAUUUGGAAUUAGCAAUUAUUUUGAGUUUCUGUAUUCCACCUGCUGGAGGAGGGUGGGAGAGAGAAAGCGUUGAGGCAGAGCGGAGGCUGCAUUCAUUAUGUUUGAGUAGCGCUGGGGUUGUGGUCUUUUCAUAGUGGGAACAAAAGGACUUUUCUUUGCUCACAUAGGCCCACGUAAAGCUUUGGGACAGUACUUUAAAUCAACACCUUUUCUAGCUACCAAUUAAAUUGUACUUUUACAUAAUUCUUUGUUACGUUCCAAUGGCGAUGGUUUCUGCUGAUUUUCACUCAACAGUGUACCUGUCUGUAUUUUAAGGGGGUUUUCUAUUGCUGCUAGUGUUCCAAAUGUGUUCUCGCUACAAAUUACCAAAACAUAGGGUUUUAAAUGGACUCGAGUUACAACUACAGCAAUAAGUAGCUGAAUACUUGGCUGAAGUCCUGCCUUUUUUCUUUUUCUUUUUUUUUUUAAUAGGGAUUUUUUUCAGUUUUGUAUUCUGAUAUGUAUGGUGGUAACAACCUAACUUUCUUAAGUGGAGGACUUUUUUUGUUGUUGUUUAAAAAAUAAAACUUUAAAAGCAGAGCUUGGAUGCCAAACUUUCA